Loa loa (African eye worm) is the source of this 1116-nucleotide messenger RNA. RefSeq lists its product as hypothetical. The coding region runs from base 1 to 1116 and encodes 371 amino acids. Gene Ontology annotation, molecular function: ATP binding; nucleic acid binding. Gene Ontology annotation, cellular component: nucleus. NCBI's taxonomy places the organism in Eukaryota, Metazoa, Nematoda, Chromadorea, Rhabditida, Onchocercidae. The transcript is spliced from 7 exons. The record is from RefSeq and is a predicted model, not a curated record.
AUGAUCCGCAUACUAGAAGAUUUAGAAGGCUCACGCUCACGGGUUAUGUCGAUUUUGAUACAGAUAACAUAUAUAUACGGUUAUAAUACUUUCAGUUCGAAGACUGGAAUGGAAGUUGAUGAAAAGGAGGGUGAGUCGGGAACAAGUGUUUCAGAUGAUGAAAGACCAGGAACAAGUAUUCCAGAUGACGAAAUGAGUGAAACUGAAGAGUCGGAGAACCAUAUCUACGAAGUAUUGGGACAUGACACUUUCGUAAAUUUGAAGAAAAUCGAUGUUGUGCCCGCGUGGAUUAGACAAGGUGAAACAUUUGCGUCAGAACUGGGUGAAGAAAGUUGUGCGGAGCUUGAUUCUGUCGAAGGUUUGCAUCCUUUGCUUGCACAUCGUAUUAGAGAGCACCUCAAGAAGUGGUAUCCUGUCCAGCGAACAGUUCUUCCAUAUCUUGUAGCUGCAAGUAGCAUUUGUUCGAUUUUUCCUCCAAGAGAUUUGGUGAUUAGUUCUCCAACAGGCAGUGGUAAAACACUGUGUUAUGUAAUUCCAAUUUUAAAUGCUUUGCGUGGUUGCACAAUGAUGGGUUAUCUUUUUGCAUUAAUUGUGGCACCAGUACAGAAUCUUGUUGAUCAAAUAGAAAAGACAGCAUCUCGAAAGCGCAAAUAUAGCGAUAGCAACGCCGGGUCGUUUAAUGAACACAUAACAGAUCUAGAUUUCCCUGUCGAUUUUACGCACUUACGAUACUUGGUAGUAGAUGAAGCAGAUCGUAUGUCACAUACAGCUCGUAUCGAAUGGCUUAACGAUCUCGAAGUUGUUGCAAAUUAUAGCCAUAAUUGUGUCACAAUUGAUGAUCUUUAUAACGCAAGUUUCUUGCAAAAGAUACUGCUUUCUGCUACCUUAUCUUUGGAUGUUGAAGAUCUUCAUGAAUGGCGUCUUCGACAUCCUCGUCUAUUCAAAGCAGUGAAAGAAGAUGUCAUCGUAACGAAUGAAUUAAGCUUAAGCAGUGUUAUCAUCCCAACCUCAUUAAAAAUUGAAUAUAUUAUUUGUGACACAAAAUUUAAACCACUUGCAACAUAUGAACGAAUCGAAGGUCGAAAAAUCUUGGAAAAAGAUUUUAAUAUUCGUUAA